Messenger RNA from Lachnellula hyalina, 2730 nucleotides. It is a transcript of the gene wpl1, whose product is annotated as Wings apart-like protein. The record is from RefSeq and is a predicted model, not a curated record. Gene Ontology annotation, biological process: regulation of chromosome condensation. Lineage: Eukaryota; Fungi; Ascomycota; Leotiomycetes; Helotiales; Lachnaceae. The transcript has 2 exons. The coding region runs from base 1 to 2730 and encodes 909 amino acids.
AUGGCUACCUUACAGGGCAUCAAGUUCCCGCCGAAGAAGAAGAUCGCGACAUAUGGUAAAACUGUGCGAAGGCGAAUACCCGAUCGUGGCUUCGACUCACAGGCCAACAACUCCCAAAUCCCAGAGGUACUUGCCGAGCACGAAUUACGAGAAUCACCAUCUUCGCCUCCCCCCAAUAUUGCAAAGCUGAAGAGCGGUCAUCAGAGAUCGAUCUCACGACCAGCUUCACCCCCAUCACCCGUGGCGGCAGAUAUAUUCGAUGUGCCUGUAAGUGACGACGAUGUCGCACCGCGCAGAACGCCCAAGCCGGCGAAGUCUGAUAGUCAGAAAACGACCUUAAACCGACCUACGACGAAGAAGAGUCCCAGAGAAGCAUUGGAAUUGGGGAACAAUGAGAGCCGGAAGAGGUUGAAGCUUUCCCCAGCACCAAAACCAAUUCCCAAACCUCAUCCUGCAAAGAUUUAUGCGCCCAAGUCCGCUCCAAUAUCUACCACUACAUAUACGAAGCAAAGACCUCAAGCAAAGGGCCAGACAAGCACAAUGGUCGCACGUCCAAAGCCCAAACCAGAUCAAGGCGAGCAAGGACGGCCUUGUACACCCCAGAAAAUCAACCCCCUGCGAAAUGAUGUCCUGCUACCUAGCACCCCAUCGCCGCAGUUGAGUGAUGUAGACAUGAUGGAUGUCGACCCUGAGGCGAAAUACAUAUCUCCCAGAGGCUUGAAGAUGUGGCAAGGUCUGCUGGAUUCGGGCGAUGCCACGGAGGAGAACCCUAUAGAAUUGCAGGGUGAAACGAUUCGCGCAGUGGGAAUACCCGCAGCGAGGUCUAUGGCGCAUAGCUAUGGAGCAUCUAGGCCAUCGGGUGUGGUGAAGCAUCCGAUGAACAACCGUCCAAAAAUGCCCCGGCGCAGGUUGAUUGAUUCACUUGUGCAACAAGUCACACAUGAGAGCUCAGAAGAGGAUAGUUCAGAAGACAGUGGAGCUGAAUCAAUGCGCGGUAUAAUCUUAUCCAUGGACCCUUCUGCUGUGGACACAGAUAUCACAGGAAGCCAAGCCCUUGUACCAGAGCCAGCCCCUGCGGUCGCAUCAGGAAGUCAAGGCCCCCAGAAUGCAGGACCCACAGGACCUAAGUUCACCUAUAGUAGACAACGAUCUAUGUUAGCUGAGGAGGAUCUCAUGGCACAAUUGGCCUUGGACAUGCCCAUUCAGCCUGCGUCCGUAUCUCAAGGCAGAAGACCUCGAAGAGGCUCGAUACCGUCUCUUCAACCACUGGCCAACUUCCACGAAGAGGAAGAGGAUGAAGAAGGCAAAGGUGCUGCAAUCCGGAGCGUUCAUGAGUUACGACAGGCUGGCGCAAAUAGCCGGUUCUUGGAUGAGAUAGAGGAUCUUCUUGAUCGCAUUGGAAAUCCCAAUAUGUCGCAAACAUCCAUGAGGAGAUCUGGUCUUCUGGAUAUGGCAAGUAAAAUGAAGGACAAAACUUUUGCGCGCCAAUUUCGCGCCAACGGUGUCGAACAAAAGUUGUUCCUACAUCUGGGCCAGGAAAACGAUAUUAUCUCGGGUUACCUCAUGGUAUCGCUGCUGAUUAGUGUGAUCGUCGAGGGUAGCGUACCUCAUAUAGUACCUCAAUUACGCAGGCAAGGGAUUGCACGAUUGCUGAUUCGUCUGCUCGACUGUCAAGCUAGCAUCUAUUCUGUGGCAAAAGAGCGCAAAAGUAACAUGAGCAAAAUCGGCCAGAAGAUGGUACUAGAGUACCAUGACUAUCUACGAGACCUGCCUAUGUGGGAGGAUUUGCAAUCACAAACUGCAUCACCGCGUACAGUAGCUCUGAAAUGCCUCGAGCUCAUGGUUAGGCAAACAAGAGAAGCAGGGAACGACGGUGAUAUAUUUUCGAAGGAAUUAACAACCAAAUUAUUCAGCAUUGUGAAAUCUACGACAGACGCAAGCUGGGAUCUUCCAAAGGAGCAACAGGCAAUCGAUUUCUAUCUGGCAUUGUCGGCUUUGGAAUCUCACUCCAUCGCAGCUAGGACGGUCCAUGACGAGAACAUUUGGAUCACGAAUUACCUGCCGAUAAUUGCGGAUACUCUUGAAGUUGCAUUGACUAGGCCAAUCGAACAGUUUGGGGUCCUGCAGAUUUUAAUCUUACGUCUUACUCUGAAUGUUACCAAUAAUAACCCGCUUGCUUCAGACGUCUUUGCAAGAGGGGCAUUGAUGUCUGCUAUGGGUCAAGCUAUCGUUGCCAAGUUCAAAAUUAUCUCCCGAUUCCUGACCGAAGAGGAUUUCUCGGUCGCUGUUGAUCAUCUUGUUCUUAUCCUGGGAGUAAUGAUCAACUUUGCUGAGUGGAGCUCAGCGGCCCGAGAGAGUCUUCAAAGUCUUGAAGGCGAGAGCAGGGACCCGCUGGACAGCAUGGUACAGACCCUCACGGACAACCAGGAGAGGAUCUCGGAGGCAGAUUCCGUUGAAGAGACGCAGAAGAACGUUGCCUUUGGCUACCUUUCUGUCCUGCUGGGAUAUUUCUGUCUUUUGCCAGAAAUUUCGAACCGGGUUCAAAAUCGCCAACCCAAGAAGACUUUGCGGCCCUUGUUAUCUUCGAUUGAGGAGUUUAUUGGCCACCACAAGACUGUGGAUGAAAUCAUUGCAGCAGGUGAAGAUGGGCACAAUCCGCAGUCUGGGUUGACGGAGCGGUUAGAGAGCCUUGUAGAUAGGCUGGGUCCUACAAAAGGCGCAUGGAAGUGA